GUCAUCUAAACGGACUCUGUAAAAUACAGCGCAUGCGUCACCCCUUCUUCUUCUUCACGGUUCGGAUUGGCACUGCAGGAUGAAGAUGAAGGCGCUGCCACUGGUUUUGGUGUUGACUUUGUUCAGUCUGAGUGCCGGAGAAGAUGGAGCUCGUCUUCUGGCAUCCAAGUCUCUGUUGAACCGCUAUGCUGUGGAGGGUAGAGAUCUCACUCUGCAGUACAACAUUUACAAUGUGGGAUCCAGUGCUGCCAUUGAAGUGGAACUAUCAGAUGAUUCUUUUCCGCCUGAAGACUUCGGGAUUGUCUCUGGGAUGCUCAAUGUGAAGUGGGACAGAAUUGCACCGGCCAGUAAUGUUUCUCACACUGUGGUGUUGCGCCCCCUGAAGGCUGGCUAUUUCAACUUUACUUCUGCCACUGUCAGCUACUUGGCCCAGGAGCUCGGACAAGUUGUGGUUGGAUACACAAGCGCUCCUGGUCAGGGAGGCAUCCUUGCUCAAAGAGAGUUUGAUAGACGCUUCUCCCCUCACUAUCUGGACUGGCUGGCUUUCGGUGUGAUGACACUUCCCUCCAUCGGCAUCCCACUGCUUCUUUGGUUUUCCAGUAAGAGGAAGUACGACUCCCCAAAGAAGAAGAACUAAAGAUUAGAGUGUUGGUGGUGCGAGUGCGUGUUAAAAAGGGGCCAGGGAUUUCAUAUUCACUUAGCAACCCAUAUUGGGGGAGGAUGAAAUAAACCUGUGUGUCAUGCAAUGAAAAUGCUUCUUCAGUGUUUAGAUAUUCAACUCCAGUCAAUAAAGUUGAGUCCU
Synchiropus splendidus (mandarinfish) is the source of this 802-nucleotide messenger RNA. RefSeq names its product signal sequence receptor, beta (gene ssr2). The transcript has 6 exons. Lineage: Eukaryota; Metazoa; Chordata; Actinopteri; Syngnathiformes; Callionymidae. The record is from RefSeq and is a predicted model, not a curated record. Gene Ontology annotation, cellular component: membrane; endoplasmic reticulum. The coding region runs from base 80 to 637 and encodes 185 amino acids.